Messenger RNA from Ailuropoda melanoleuca (giant panda), 577 nucleotides. RefSeq names its product resistin (gene RETN). Gene Ontology annotation, molecular function: hormone activity. Lineage: Eukaryota; Metazoa; Chordata; Mammalia; Carnivora; Ursidae. Gene Ontology annotation, cellular component: extracellular region. The coding region runs from base 163 to 495 and encodes 110 amino acids. The transcript is spliced from 4 exons. The record is from RefSeq and is a predicted model, not a curated record.
UCCUCUUGGCCCCGGAUGUGGGAUGGGAGGGCCAGGGGGGCAAGACGCUCAGCCAGGACAGGAAGCUCCACAUCCAGAAGCCUUAAAGAAGGAGAUGUGGCAGCGGCAUGAAAUCAGUGCCUGAGAUCUGGCCUGCUGAGUCCAUCCGGAGGCACCUGCAGGAUGAAGGCUCUCCCCCUCCUCCUCCUCCCGGUCCUGGGGCUGCUGGCAUGGGGCAAGUCUCUGUGUCCAGUGGAUGAAGCCAUCCAUGAGAAGAUCCGGGACGGUGCCGGACCCUUAAUUCUUGAGACAAUGAGGAACUUUGUCCUGAGCUGCCGGACUGUCACCUCCAGGGGGGACCUGGCCACCUGCCCCGCAGGCUUCGCCGUCACCGCCUGUACUUGUGGCUCCGCCUGUGGCUCGUGGGACGUGCGCGCCGAGACCACAUGUCACUGCCAGUGCGCGGGCAUGGACUGGACCGGAGCUCGCUGCUGCCGCGCGCAGCCCACCGCCUGAGGUCCCCGGGGGCGCGGGGCGGGCGUGGGGGCGUGACCAGGCCUCGGAGGGGCGGGGCUGGAAAUAAACCCAGAGAAGAUGA